AGCCUCUGCUCUGCUAAAUCAUCUCCUCCAUCCUCAUACCCAGAAUGCAAAGUGAGACACCGAAUCUCAGUAGCCCGGAGGAGUCUUUCUGGUUAUCAUGGCGAUAAGAGACGCGUCUUCUCCUUGAACCCGCAACGGUCACGAAGGACUCCUUUUCUCCGCUUCAUGAGAACACACGCCGCGUUCCGCGCGGAGUGUGAACCUGCCGGAGUUUUAGCCCGGAUUGGAGGAAGGACAUAGCGAGGGAGCGUCAUGGCAGCGUCGGAGCUGUACACAAAGUCCGCUCGGGUGUGGAUCCCCGACGCAGAGGAGGUGUGGAAGUCUGCUGAACUAACCAAGGACUACAAAAAUGGCGAGGCCUCUCUACAGCUCAUGUUGGAGGAUGGAAAGAUCAUCGAGCACAAACUGGACCCGAAGACGAAGAACCUGCCUUACCUGCGGAACCCAGACAUCCUGGUGGGAGAGAAUGACCUCACAGCUCUCAGCUACCUCCAUGAGCCGGCCGUGCUCCACAACCUCAAAGUUCGCUUCAUCGACUCCAAACUUAUUUACACCUACUGUGGGAUUGUUCUUGUGGCCAUCAACCCUUAUGAGAAUCUGCCAAUUUAUGGAACCGACAUUAUCAACGCCUACAGUGGUCAGAAUAUGGGAGACAUGGAUCCACAUAUCUUUGCCGUGGCAGAAGAGGCAUACAAACAGAUGGCCAGAGACGAACGGAACCAGUCCAUCAUUGUGAGUGGGGAGUCUGGAGCGGGAAAGACGGUAUCAGCAAAAUAUGCCAUGAGAUACUUUGCUACAGUUAGUGGUUCUGCCAGUGAAGCAAACGUGGAGGAGAAGGUUUUGGCUUCCAACCCCAUCAUGGAGGCUAUCGGUAAUGCAAAGACAACAAGGAACGACAACAGCAGCCGCUUUGGGAAAUACAUUGAGAUCGGCUUUGACAAUCGUUAUCGCAUCAUUGGUGCCAACAUGAGGACAUAUCUUCUGGAAAAAUCCCGAGUGGUGUUUCAGGCUGACGAGGAGAGGAAUUAUCAUGUCUUUUAUCAGCUCUGUGCUUCCGCACAUUUACCCGAGUUCAAGAACCUCAGACUCAGUAGUGCAAAUGACUUCCUGUACACCCGACAGGGUCGCAGCCCCGUUAUUGAAGGUGUGGAUGACACCAAGGAGCUUUGCACCACUCGUCAUGCCUUCACACUGCUCGGCAUUAAUGAGUCGUAUCAGAUGGGCUUGUUCCAAGUUUUGGCUGCUAUUCUCCAUCUAGGGAAUGUGGAGAUAAAAGACAGAGAUGCAGACAGCAGUCUUAUUGCUCCCAACAAUCGGCACCUGACGGCUUUUUGCGAGCUGGUUGGCGUAACCUACCAGGACAUGUCCCAGUGGCUGUGCCACAGGAAGCUGAAAACGGCCAACGAGACUUACGUCAAGCCUCUUCCUCGCCUUCAAGCCACCAACGCUCGCGAUGCCCUCUCCAAACACAUCUACGCCAAGCUCUUCAACUGGAUUGUAGAGCAUGUCAAUAAGGCUUUGGUCACUAAUGUGAAGCAGCACUCUUUCAUUGGAGUCCUCGACAUCUACGGGUUUGAAACAUUUGAAAUUAACAGUUUUGAGCAGUUCUGUAUCAACUACGCCAAUGAAAAACUCCAGCAGCAGUUCAACAUGCAUGUGUUCAAGCUGGAGCAGGAGGAGUACAUGAAGGAGCAAAUCCCCUGGACUCUGAUCGACUUCUACGACAAUCAGCCCUGCAUCAACCUCAUUGAAGCAAAGAUGGGCAUCCUGGACCUGCUGGACGAGGAAUGCAAGAUGCCUAAGGGUUCUGAUGAUUCAUGGGCGCAGAAGCUGUACAACACCCACCUGAAGACAUGUUCUCUCUUCGAGAAGCCACGCAUGUCCAACCGCGCCUUCAUCAUCCAACAUUUCGCUGAUAAGGUGGAAUACCAGUGUGAUGGCUUCCUGGAGAAAAACAAGGACACUGUCAAUGCAGAACAGAUCAAUGUGCUGAAGGCUAGCAAGUUUGACCUUUUGGUGGAGCUCUUCCGAGACGAGGAGAAGGCAACCAGCCCCACGGGUCAGACCCCCGGCACCGGAGGCCGCACCCGCCUCAGCAUCAAACCAGACAAGGGUCGGGACACCAGCAGCAAGGAGCACAAGAAGACUGUCGGCUGUCAGUUUCGUAAUUCUCUGCAAAUGCUGAUGGAGACUUUGAACGCGACCACUCCGCACUACGUCCGCUGCAUCAAACCCAACGACUUUAAGCUGGCCUUCUCCUUUGACCCCAAGCGUGCGGUGCAGCAGCUCAGAGCGUGCGGUGUCCUGGAAACUAUUCGCAUUUCUGCUGCAGGAUUCCCGUCCAGAUGGACGUACCAGGAGUUCUUCAGCCGCUACAGAGUACUGAUGAAACAAAAGGACGUUCUCGCAGACAAGAAGAUGACCUGCCGGAACGUUCUGGAAAAACUAGUGCAGGACAAGGACAAGUACCAGUUUGGAAAGACCAAAAUCUUCUUCAGGGCUGGCCAGGUGGCUUACCUGGAGAAGCUGAGGGCAGACAAGCUGCGCGCCGCAUGUAUCCGCAUCCAGAAAACCAUCCGCUGCUGGCUGGCCCGCAAGAAGUAUCUGCGCAAGCGCAGUGCCGCAAUCACCAUUCAGAGGUUCACCCGAGGAUACCAGGCCCGCUGUUUGGCUAAGUUCAUGCGUCGCACUCAGGCAGCUACCAUCAUCCAGAAGUACCAGAGGAUGUGUGUGGAGAGGAAACGCUACAGGCAGAAGCAGGCUGCUGCCCUGGCCAUGCAGACCAUACUCAGGGCUUACAUGGCCCGGCAGAAGUACCAGGCGCUUUUGCGAGAACACAAGGCAGUUAUAAUCCAGAAGUUCAUUCGGGGCUGGUUGGCCCGGUGCUGGUACAAGCGCUGCCUGGAGGCCAUCGUCUACCUGCAGUGCUGCAUUCGUAGGAUGAGAGCCAAGCGGGAGCUGAAGAAGCUGAAGAUUGAGGCUCGAUCAGUCGAACACUUCAAGAAGCUCAACAAAGGCAUGGAGAACAAGAUCAUGCAACUGCAGAGGAAGAUUGACGAGCAGCAUAAAGACAAUCGGUUGAUUAAUGAGAAGCUGGUGAGCUUGGAGAGCUCCUACUCAACUGAAAGUGAGCGGAUGCGCAGUGAGCUGAACCGGCUGCGAGGCGCAGAGGAAGACGCCAGGAACAAAACCAACCAGGUGUCAUCCCUGCUGGAGGAGCUGGAGAGGCUGAAGAAGGAGCUGAGCACCACACAGCAGGAGAAGAAGACCAUCGAGGACUGGGCGCAGACCUACAGGGUCGAAAUGGAGAAGAUGGUUUCGGAGCUGAAGGAUCAGAACGGAACGCUGAAGAAGGAGAAGGACGACUUGAACAGGAUGAUUCAGGAACAGAGUCAGCAGAUGACGGAGAAAAUGGCUCGUGCGAUUGUCCUGGAGACUCAGCAGCUGGAAACGGAUCUGAACGAGGAGCGCUCUCGUUACCAGAACCUGCUCACAGAACACCUUCGCCUCGAGGAGAAGUACGACGACCUGAAAGAGGAGAUGGCUCUGUCUUCGAACGUGUCCAAGCCUGGUCACAGGAGAACCGACUCCACCCACAGCAGCAACGAGUCCGAGUACACGUACAACUCAGAAUACACCGAUUUAGAAGAAGGCUCCCGUGCCCGCGAAGAUGUCACCCGAGGAAUGGACACGUCUUUGACCCUCAAGCUUCAGAAACGCGUUACAGAGCUGGAGCAAGAAAAGCAGUCGCUGCGCAAUGAGCUGGAAAACAAAGAAGAUCAGUUCCAGCGGGCCAGAGCCAGGGAUGAUGCCGAGUUUAAAAAGGCCCGUGGAGCUGAACUGGAGUACGAGUCUCUGAAGCGUCAGGAGCUGGAGUCUGAAAACAAGAAGCUGAAGCAUGACUUGGCAGAGAUGAGGAAAAGCCUGCUGGGUGAUGCAGCCACAGGUGCCGGGGCGCCGGGUUCUCCGGCUUACAAGGUGCUCCUGGACCAGCUGAACGCCUCCUGUGAGGAACUGGAGGUCCGCAAAGAGGAGGUGCUGAUCCUGAGAUCCCAGCUGGUCAGCCAGAAAGAAGCCAUGCACCACAAGGAUGAGAAGGAGACCAUGACGGAGCCGUCUGUGUUUACCGAAGACGUCUCCAAACUGAAAGACGCGGGUGAAAUAAAGCAAGCUUACAUCAGCCUCAAAGACACCAACAAAUCUGCUGCUCCAGACUUGCAUAAGCUGAAUGAGGACGGGGAGCUGUGGCUGGUUAAUCAGGGCUUAAAGGAGACCAUCAGGUUGCUGGAGCACCAGCUGCAGAGUCAGCGGAGAACGUACGACAACGAGGUGGAGUCGCUGCGCGGCGAACUGCAGAACGUCAAGGAGGAAAACAACCGGCAGCAGCAGCUGCUGGCUCAGAACCUCCAGCUGCCUCCAGAGGCCCGAAUCGAAGCCAGUUUGCAGCAUGAGAUCACCCGGCUCACCAACGAGAACCUGGAGCUCAUGGCAGACGACCCCACAGCAUCCCAAGAGGCUCGAGUCAUCAUUUUACGGCGGAUGGUUGACCUUAUGGAGCAGCUGGAGAAGCAGGACAGAACCAUCCGCAAGCUCAAGAAGCAGCUGAAGGUUUACUCCAAGAGGAUUGGAGAAAUGGGAGCGGUACAGAUGGAGGGGCAGACAUCUCCAGGCCAGAUGGUAGACGAGCCCAUCCACCCUGUCAACAUCCCCCGCAGGGAGAAAGACUUCCAAGGAAUGCUUGAGUACAAGAAAGAGGAUGAGAUGAAGCUGGUCAAGAAUCUGAUCCUGGAGCUGAAGCCUCGCGGUGUAGCCGUGAACCUGAUCCCAGGUCUGCCGGCUUACAUUCUGUUCAUGUGUCUGCGACACGCAGACUAUCUGAACGAUGACCAGAAGGUCCGCACGCUGCUCACGUCAACAAUCAACAGCAUUAAGAAGAUCUUGAAGAAACGAGGAGAUGACUUUGAGACCGUGUCUUUCUGGCUGUCCAACACCUGCCGCUUCCUGCACUGUCUGAAACAAUACAGCGGAGAUGAGGCCUUUGCGAAGCACAACUCAUCCAGGCAGAACGAACACUGUCUGACCAACUUUGACCUGGCAGAGUACAGACAGGUCAUCAGUGACCUGGCCAUCCAGAUCUACCAGCAGCUGGUCAAGUGCAUGGAAAACAUCCUGCAGCCCAUGAUAGUGUCUGGCAUGUUGGAGCACGAAACCAUCCAGGGGGUGUCGGGCGUGAAGCCCACAGGUCUCCGAAAGCGCACGUCCAGCAUCGCUGACGAGGGCACGUACACGCUGGAGUCCAUCCUGAGGCAGCUGAGCGCCUUCCACUCCACCAUGUGCCAGCACGGCACCGACCCCGAGCUCAUCAAGCAGGUGGUGAAGCAGGAGUUCUACAUCAUCGGAGCCGUCACCCUCAACAACCUGCUACUGCGCAAAGACAUGUGCUCCUGGAGCAAAGGCAUGCAGAUCAGGUACAAUGUGAGCCAGCUGGAGGAGUGGCUCAGAGACAAAGGUCUGAUGAACUGUGGAGCCAAAGAGACGCUGGAGCCUCUGAUCCAGGCCGCUCAGCUGCUGCAGGUGAAGAAGAAGACGGACGAGGAUGCUGACGCCAUCUGCUCCAUGUGCCACGCCCUCACCACCUCUCAGAUCGUGAAGAUCCUGAACCUCUACACUCCAGUAAAUGAGUUUGAGGAGAGAGUAUCUGUUGCUUUCAUUCGAACCAUACAGACUCGCUUGCGAGACCGCUGUGAGAGCCCCCAGCUCCUCAUGGAUACUAAAAUGAUCUACCCGGUCACCUUCCCCUUCAACCCCUCCUCCCUGGCUCUGGAGACCAUCCAGAUCCCCACCUCCCUCAACCUGGGCUUCCUCACCCGAGUCUAACCCAAACCACCGGACCGGUCCCAUCCCUGCAGCAGCCACAGUUCUCACUGCAUGUCCCAUGACGGGGGUAAAAUGUUCCCCCUAAAAAAAAAAAAAAAACGUACGUCAAUCAAUAAAUAAAAUGUACAGAUUUUACAAUUAAAAAUUCAGUCUUGAGGAUGAAUAAGGAAAUGUUCAGACAUGCACACACGAGAUGUAGUUCUUAAACACGGGCUAGACUACAUGUGUACAGUAAGAACACACAUGCACAAACACACAGCUGCUGGUUCCAAUCCACCCGCUUCAGUCAUCGCUUGUAUUAAAGCCUUCAGCAUAGAGGAGCCAUCCAUCCACUUCUGCUCUUCACUGUCAUCUGGGUCUGCCCUACCGCUCAUGAGUGUGGUCUCCACCUCUCGUCUGUGUUUCCAGUAAUGUUUAAAGUAUUAGUCAAUGUCGUGAGGUUCUCCACCGAGGAUCCGCCCACUAAGACCUGAAGGAGGAGCCGCCUGUAGUCAGGCUGGAUUUCUGAGUCCUGAGAGAUGACAUCUUUACUGUGUGAGCACAGUCAUAUCAUCUGUACUAUAUAUUUAUACAUAAAUAAAUCUAUAGAAAUAUGAAUAAUAUAUUCCACGAAUUUUAUUUAUUGCUUUUGCUUCCGUUCUGCCUUUGUCCUUUUAAGAUCCCUGCAGAGUGAAGGUCAAACCUCUGAAGAGCUUUAGUUCAUUCGCAUCAGGAUAGUAUUUAUCAGGACGAGUUCCUGCAGAGGAUCGCCGGCUAAGCCGCGUCCUGAGCGCCGACGUUUGUGUGAAGUGUAGCGCGGGUUUUUAGUGAGGAGACGUUUGGGAACCUGCUACCACGUUUACAGCUGUGACCAGAGCCGAGAGGAAACACACGAAUGCAGCCCUGUAUGCACAACGCCGCUCUGCUUUUUGUCUCUUCUGGUCAGAGCCUUGAAAACUUGUUUGCCAUUAUCAUUUUGUAAAUAUAUUUUUUUUUACUUUAUGUGUUGUAGAGCCAUAUGUAUUACUGAGCAGACUGAAUAGAUGUUUUUGGCAGAAAUUGCCUCUUAUGUUUUCAGCUUUACAACAAUUCAGCUCUGUGGGCUGACUCCUCCCACAUCCAGCCUCCUCAUCCUCUAUUGGUUCAUAGCACAACUUUAGCUACGACCAAACAAGAGAUUGAGCUGAAAUUCUUAUCUUAAAUCUGCUAAAUUCAUAUCUAUAUUUAAUGUUUUAAUUCAAACAUGCAACAACUCCAGUUUAGAAAUGUGUCACAAACUUCCUGUAUUUUUCUUGCAUUUUAUUGUCAUUGGAAGCAAACAUUUAAGAAAACAAAAAGAAGCUAAAGACAUAUCAGAAAGAAAAAGUUUUCUUCAUCUCGUCUCCCAUUUCUCAGCGCUUUCUUUUUGUCAUCUGACUUUCUGUUUAGAGCAACAAACGGUUUGUGGUGAGAGAACAAAUCUGCCGAAGUGAAGGAAACAUGAAUGUUCUGAAGAAUUCUCAUUUAGCUGCAUACCAUUGUAGUGGAAGCCUUAUCUGAUUUACUUGCUCUCUGAAUGAAUUCCACACAUCAGCAUUGUGGCAUUGUUGUGUUCUGUCAUUGCAGUAUUGUUUUGGAUGAUAUGUUCCCCUUUUAUUUUGGCGGUGCAUCCUCACGAGUUGUGCCCCCCCCUUCCCUUCAGCCUGAAUGCACUUUUUUGACCCUGCAGAGGAAACGUGAUAAAUAAUAGAUGGGUUUGAGACCUAAAAAUACAAACUUCACAGCUUUAGUUUUCUCUUGGUUUCCUGCUGCGUUUGUACACCGUUCUUGUAGCAUGUCUUCAGCGGGACGGAAGCUUUUCUGCCAUCAGUUAGAUAAGAUCUAUGGUCAAAGGAGCAGCUCAGACUCUAGGAGGAGAAACUGCCCUAGUUUUUGAGGCAGAGGCCGCUCUACUUCCUUUAGCCUCAAAUUCAAGCUUCAAUAUGACGUUAUAAAUGACCAUAGUUCCUAUAAGCACUCUGAAUUAUUGUUCCAUUUUAAAAACUGAAGACACGACUCUCACACCAGCUGCUGUGCUACUGGUGUGAACACUGAAAGGAGUAUUGGAAGUUUUCCUCUCUGAACCCCCAUGUGUACAUUUGACAAACUGGACUGUUUGUAGUUCCUGGUAGCUGUGCUUUGUGAACGUGUUCACCCCAACUUGGAAUAAACUGUCAACUCUGUAAAAGUACAAAUAAAAGAAUCCAGCACUGUCA
Molecule: messenger RNA, 8090 nt
Organism: Oryzias melastigma (Indian medaka)
Lineage: Eukaryota; Metazoa; Chordata; Actinopteri; Beloniformes; Adrianichthyidae
Gene: myo5aa
Product: myosin VAa
Exons: 42
Coding region: 253-5877 (1874 amino acids)
Biological process (GO): actin filament organization; vesicle transport along actin filament
Cellular component (GO): myosin complex; actin cytoskeleton; vesicle
Molecular function (GO): ATP binding; microfilament motor activity; actin filament binding
Source: RefSeq, a predicted model, not a curated record